UUUCAGUAGAAAAGAUUUCGUGAACAAUGAAGGUGUAUGUGCAAAGAGUUUAUAAGAAAAUUCAAAAAUGUUUAAAUUGGCUGCACUAUCACGUGGAGAUAUUUCUGUUGCAUUUAAUUGUUGUACAAAAAAUUCCCCGACAUGUAGCCUUCAUAAUGGAUGGGAAUCGCAGAUAUGCUAAGGAUGUGGGCAUACCACUUGCAAUGGGACAUGUUGAAGGAUUUCAGAUGAUGCAACGCAUAAUCCGAUGGCUUUACUUGCUCCAAGUUCCCGAAGUCACUGUGUAUGCCUUUAGUAUUGAAAAUUUCAAGAGACCUCAAUCCGAAAUUGCAAUCCUGUUUUCCCUGGUCAGGAAUGCAAUUCACCACAUAAAACGACACGAAGUUGAUUACAAGAAGUACAAUACGCGAGUUAAAGUGAUUGGACGACUUAACAUGCUACCUAAAGAUAUUAAGGAAUCAAUUGUCGACAUUGAAACUAAAACUAAGGAUAAUGAUGGUUUUAGGAUCAACAUUGCUGUAGCCUACACGAGUAGAGAUGAUAUUGCAGGAGGAAUAAGAAGUGUCUGUAGUGAAGUUCAGAAUAAUUUGUUAAAAUCGGAAAAUAUCAGUGUGAAGGAUAUCGAGAGGAAUAUGCUUACAAAUAACUGCAGUUUACCAGAGAUUCUCAUUAGAACAUCUGGUGAAACGAGAUUAAGUGAUUUUCUUCUAUGGGAGACAUCAAAUUCUUUGCUGUAUUUCCUGCCGAAAUACUGGCCAAAAGUAACUCUUUGGGAUGUGAUAAAAAUAUUUAUCUACUUUCAACGAAACAGUAGAUAUUUGCAUAAAAAUUCUGGCAUUGAAGUAAAAAAUAUAAUCGACGAAAAACCAUAUAUGAAAGAAGCCAAGAAAUAUAUAAAGGAUCACAACAUUAUUGCCCGAGAAAUCUACAUCCUGGACAACUUCCAGAGAUACAUUAAGAUUCAAUAAACAAAGAGAAGUGUUUAAAUUUUAAAUAAAGAUCUUGAAUUAAAAAAUA
Molecule: messenger RNA, 1017 nt
Organism: Phlebotomus papatasi
Lineage: Eukaryota; Metazoa; Arthropoda; Insecta; Diptera; Psychodidae
Product: dehydrodolichyl diphosphate synthase complex subunit Dhdds-like
Exons: 2
Coding region: 27-968 (313 amino acids)
Biological process (GO): polyprenol biosynthetic process
Cellular component (GO): endoplasmic reticulum
Source: RefSeq, a predicted model, not a curated record